Messenger RNA from Biomphalaria glabrata, 5310 nucleotides. RefSeq lists its product as uncharacterized. The transcript has 4 exons. Bases 572 to 3124 code for a protein of 850 amino acids. Gene Ontology annotation, molecular function: mannosyltransferase activity. The record is from RefSeq and is a predicted model, not a curated record. NCBI's taxonomy places the organism in Eukaryota, Metazoa, Mollusca, Gastropoda, Planorbidae. Gene Ontology annotation, cellular component: endoplasmic reticulum membrane.
UAAAGAAAGAGGAUAGAAAAAGGGAGAAAAAUCUACAGUUAACUACAAAACUUAUUUGGAAAGAAAAUAUAUUUACCUAUUUCUCUAGCAAAUACAAAUGCACUUCUAAUCCUGUUGGUGGAAACGUAUGCGCGUUAUCAGAUUGUGACUGAACGUGAAACAGUUUGUUUAAUCAGAGGCAUAGAUCAUUGCAGGAUUGAAUAGUAAAUAGAGGAGACUAGCCCGAGAUUAACUAGUUUAAUAGUACCCCGGAGGGUACAUGUGAAAUGUAGAGGAGGGGACUGGUAUAUUUCAAAUGUGUUAGAAGUUUGUAUGUAUAUAGAUCUAAGAUGUUUGUGUUUGGAUAUGUACAUAUAAAGUGGAUCAUUAUAAAGUGUUGAAUGUUGGUAGUGUACUUGCAGAUGUAAAGGAUUUGUUUUUCUGAAUUAUAAACUUUUGGAGUCAGAAGUUGAUUGAACUGAAUACUUCAGAAAGAUUCGCAAAAAAAUUCAUACACAACUUUGUGAUUAUCAAAUUGCAUAUGAUUAUGGCUUUUAAAAGAACAUUGUUAUAGGCCCGAUUUGUAGUCGUCAUGGCGAAGAAGCGAAAAACUGCCAAGCUUAGAGACGCCUCGCAGCAAGGGACAAACAAUGAGGCGCCCGCCAGCCAUCCACUCUACCAAGUAAGCAGCUCAGACAUCAACCAAGGGCAUGACUCUGUCUCAAAAAAUGAAGAUGCUGACGGCAAACUCUUGCCAUCUUACUUCCCUUGGAUCGUGGCUUCGGUGACGUCAGUGCUACGUGUGAUCUACGUCACCACGCCUAAAAAUUGGUGGGUGCAGCAUCCGGAUGAAAUAUUUCAAUCCAUGGAAGUUGCUCAUUCCCAGAUUUACGGCUAUGGAUUGAGACCUUACGAGUUCAUGAGCCCUGCAAAGGGAGACAAUCUCUCCCACUAUCAGCUGGUUGAACAGGAGCUGGGCAUGUUUGCGAUGAGGUCUCCCAUGCUGCCCCAGUUCUACAUCCUGGUCUCCGCCCUUGGCUGGAUCCUGGGACUACAAAAAAUGAAUCCAUAUCUGACGUGGAGGAUCAGUCACGUGAUCAUCACUUCGCUACUUCCGGUGGCCGUCUCCAAAUUUACAAUGGCUGUCACCAGAUCAAGAGACAUUGGAAAUAUUGCCGCGGCUCUCUGCGCACUGUCCGCUCACCUAAAUGUCUUCGGCACCCACACUCUGGUCAACAGCUUUGUGUCUCCAUUUCUCUUCUGGUCAUUGGCCGCAGUUGUCAGGGCUCUGAACUCUGACCACAGUACGGGCUCUGAUACAUCACCAAGGAGAAACGACAGUUCACAUCACAAGGUGCACUCUUCCAUGGCAAUGAGACAAACGGGAUUUCCCGAUAGCAAUGGCGGUUCAGACGAGAAUGUCUCUUCAAAAUUGUCAAAAAGUAACAUUUCACACAACGGGGGAUUUCACAAGUCUGAAACUGGAGACUCUCCAUCUUCUGAAACUGACGUGUGGGAGAACGGAACGAGGCCUUCAUUCAACAAUAAUGUAGCCAAGGAAAGCCAGUCAAAGGAAGUAACAGCUCUCAGCGAAAGAGAUAUUUCUUGCAGUGAAAAUGCCCAAUUUGACAAUUACACUCCUUUGACUUAUUUUGGGUCUGGCAUGGUCCUUUGCCUGUCCAUCUACAUCCGACCCGAUACAGCUCUACUAGUCAGUGUCCUGUGUUGUUCGUAUCUUGUUCGGAAAAGUUCGAUAACUCUAAUUAAAAAUAAAUUUUGCAUCUGUCUGGCCAUUGGCGGAGUUGUCGGACUUGUCGUAGCCGUUACAGAUGACUGCUAUUUUUAUGGAAGUCUUACGUUGAGCCCUUUAAACUGGGUCAGCUUCAACGUCAUAUCCGGUAAAUCCGGGCACCUUUUUGGUGAAUCAGAUUACCUAUUUUACUUAAGAGACCCCUUCAUUUUAACAGCGACUGUUAUCUUAUUGUGUUUAAUAAUUAUUGUUGAUAUCCUCCUUCCAAUAUUUUAUCUUGCACUUGACUACAUUUGCUUGGACGAUUCUCAUAUCUUUGGUAAAGCAUUUAUUCAUUUGAAGUCUCGCAUCUCUCGCCUAAAGCAUUUGCACGAGUUUCAUCGCUUGUGUGUCUGCGCUGGAGUACUACUUACAGUGUAUUCAUACGCAAGUCACAAGGAAAAGAGGUUUGUGCACGAUGUUAUUGCGCUGUCGCUCAUCGCCGCUGCUUGCGUCAUCAAUGCCAUUUUGAGCACGAGAUUGAUCGCGGCUAUCUGCACGAGAAGAACAGCUCUACUGAUCCUCUUGGCUUUGUUCGCGUCGGUGGAGUGGGACCGCUUCCAGUGUGCGGGGAAGAGCUCCAGCGAGGAGUGGCCUUUCAAAGAUGGCGACAGGGAUCACAACACUAACGAGUGUCUCCUUUUCGUCUCCCAGCAACGUGACGUCACGGGGCUCUUCAUGGAGAAAAAUAUCCUCGAAGCCGGCAGCUUCUCCUUGCUGCACCAGAAGGUUCCCCUAAUGUUUCGCUUCAGUCGAGUACAUAUCGAGUUCGAUUAUGUAAACUUGGUUCAAGAGAAUCGAUCCUGCUUUUUCAACCAAAAUUGCAGCGUUGGCUACUAUACGCUAAACAACGUCGCUGACUUGAUUCACGAGACGAAUACGGAAUAUCUCAAGAAAAAAAUAAUCGAAUCCAAACACUACAACUACGCCAUAGUCGCAUCUAACAAAGAGUUCUUUUACCCAGCGUUCGAAAAAGUCUUCGCGCGCAAAACCAUGUCCGUCUGGAGAAGAAAAUACGCGUCUGACCUAGAAGCUGGCAUGGCCGAGAGCAGUUCUAAAAUUCCAGACGGGGGACACAAUGCCACGCUCAUGGAGCUAGAAGCAGAGAUUCUCAAGCAGAUGGGAAGCUACAGCGCGGCAUUGAGGAGGUUCACGUCUGCUCUUAACGUGACGAAAUCAAAAGUGGAAAUUGUCGCCUCCAUGGCUUUUUGUUUGUACAGGAUGGGGGAGGAGAGGCGAAUGAAUCAAAUGCUGAAAAGUUGCGUGGAGAGAUACGCAAGAGAAGAGUGUCUCCAGGGAGCAAGAGUUCGAGUCGCAAACUUGCUGAUGAGUGGGGCCUACCUGGCCUUGAAAUGAUGAGAUUACAUAUGUAUAUCUAGAGCUAGAUUAUUUAUCAACGUUAUUGAUUUAGUCAUUCAUUUUUGUCAGUUAAAUACGAGGUCUUGUUAUUUAAUACUGCUGAAACACAAUUAUUGAAUAAUGCCUUCAAUAUAGUUUCUCACUCCCUGAAGGAAAAAUCAUUUUGAAUUACUAAAUUACACAUAAUAAACACCUGGUUAUACAGUUUCUAGUGAGUUGGAAGUCAGGAGAGUUACCAGCAAACUUAUGACAGUUGAAUUAAAAGUGUAGGACAGUAGAACGUCGUUUAUCCGGACGUCAGUUAACCGAAUCGUCAAAUAUCUUUUCAGUACGGUAUCUAAGUGGUCUUACAUAUGUGAAGAAAAAGAUCAGCGAUUAUUUCUCUCAAUAAUGGUAGGUCAGUGGCGUAGCCAGCGUAGGGGAGGAUGGUCCAAAGGUGAAAAUCCCCAUGUGCACCCAAUUUGAGGGGGGCCCCAAAUGAGUGUCCGAAAUUUAUUUUUUACAUUAACUAUUACGCCAUUAUCUCAUGUCAUAAAGUCGAAUGUCCAAAUGCAAAGGGCCCCUGGAAAGGUCAAAGCCUCAGCAAAUUCGUUAACGGCAAGCUGAAGCUCUUGUCCGGUGUGUGGAACAUGGGCGCAAUCGUCGGCAUUGAGAAUCUAAAACUCAUCUUAACGAGCGUGUUAUGAAGAAGCUUAGCUGUUUUUUAUGUGUGUGUGUGUGUGUUUGCUUGUGUGUGAGAUUCUUGAGCUUGUACGUGUGUGUUUACUAGUGACCUAGGUCAAAUAUCUCCUAUUCUUGAUGUUUCAUUCUUUACACCAGGAUGUUUAACACUCCCACGCUUGUUUUAUUAUGAAGACUUAACUAGACACUAUCACACUGUCUAAGCUUAGGCGACGAUCCGUGUUAUGUAAUUCGAUAUUUCUAUCCUUGUAUUCAAGUGUUUCUAUAUUUGUGUUUAGGAGUUUCUUUCUGUAUUUAGGUGUUUCUAUUUUAAGCAUAUGUUGUUUUUUUCUAUCCUUGUGUCCAGAUGUUUCUAUCGUUGCGGUCAGGUGUUUCAAUCAUUGUGUUCAGUUGUUUCUAUCUUUGUGUUUAGAUGUUUCUAUACUCGUGUCCAGGUAUCUCUAUUGUGUUUAGAUGUGUCUAUACUCGUGUUCAGGUCUCUCUAUUCUGUAUCCAUCAGUGUGUUCAGACGUUUCUAUUCUUGUCUUGAGGUGUCUCUAUUUGUGCUUUUUAUGUUUCGCUGUGCUAAAGUGUUUCUAUGACAUUGUUCAGAAGCUUUGUUGUUGAUAAUCAAAAAAUACAUUUAACAAUCAAAAUUAUUGCAUGACUAUUGUAUUUAUUAAUAUUGUUAUCAAAAUAACACGAGAACUACUUGUGUAAGGAGAUGUUAUCUUAAUGCCAUUGCCAUGUUUCGAUUUUAGUAAUAUUAUAUGUAAUUACUUUUUCCUUUUAAUUUUUUUUUUUCGGUUGAGGGGGACCCGAUGAAUACUUUUGGUUCAAACGAUCAAACUUUGACUUAAUGGCUUGCAUUGAUUCUGGAUUCGUAAUGAGCAAUCUAUGGUCUAUAAAUAACUUAUAACUUCACUUGAAAAAAAUUCUUUUUAUUUCCGAUUUUCGUGUUAAAAUAUUUGUAGCAUCAUUGUAAGCAAGUGAGCAAUAAAAAGAGAGAGAUGGAAGCAAUUUUUUAAAUAUUUUUUUUUUGUUAAUGAAAACGUAUGUAUUGAAAGCUCGUAGGCUAUACGUGUACUAAUUAGUAAUUUAAAUCUAUAUUAAUGACUUAGUUAUUACGUAAUUAGUUUUAAUGUCAUUGUGUGCGUUCAUUUAGAUCCAUGUAUAAACUUUUGACUUCUGACACCAUUGUUAUGGCCCUAACUGUUAUUUCAACUGAAAUUUUAUAGGAACGUACAAACCUACCACAGCUCUAGCUUGUUUUCUUAGAUAUCACCAAGAACAAAUACUUACAUGAAUUUCACCCACCUCGAGGUACUAAUUCACAAUUCCAUUUUUACUGCUCUGCGAUACUUUUGGUUGUUAUGCAAACAAUUCAAGCGUUGAAAUCAGACAAUACUCACGUGAUCUAAGUAUUAUUAUUGUAUUAUUAUUGUACGUCAUCUAUUUGUUUACCUCGACACGUUCACAGUCUCGAUUUUGUUGUUUAUUAAAUCAUGAUCAAUCCUUUUAAA